Messenger RNA from Rhodofomes roseus, 775 nucleotides. RefSeq lists its product as uncharacterized. The record is from RefSeq and is a predicted model, not a curated record. NCBI's taxonomy places the organism in Eukaryota, Fungi, Basidiomycota, Agaricomycetes, Polyporales, Fomitopsidaceae. The transcript is spliced from 7 exons. Bases 46 to 567 code for a protein of 173 amino acids.
GCGAAGCAUACGAAGUGCUCUCCGAUCCCAACCUACGAGCGUUGUAUGACAGAUAUGGUGGCAAGAUGCAGGACAACAGUCUCAAAGAGGCCUCCGCAGGGCCUUACGCUGAUAUUAACCAUCGGCGGACGGACAUACAUCGAUAACGGCUCGAGCGCCGGAAGUACAAUGGCAACAGACUCGGAUCUGGUGGCGGCGCUCACGCGCCUGAAUAUUGGACAGCAAGGGUUGAUGCAGCCUGCGUUGCAACCGCGUGCGGCCAUGUCGAUGGCCGGGAAUAUGCAUGUCGCGGAACAGUGCCAUCCUGUAGAGCCCCACGAACCGAUGCCACUCAGCCUGGCUGCUAUGCAACCCGUUGCAAUACCACUCAAUGCGGGACAGCAUCUUCUGGACCUCGAGCGCGACUUUGACGGAUGGUUCAACCCCGAUUUUGGCCAUCAAAUUGACGUGGAACAAGAUCGUCUCAACUUCGAGCGCGACUUUGACGAAUGGUUCAACCCUGAUAUCGAUGCCAGCUAUAGUAUUGAUAACAACUUCCGGGGCGCACGCCACCGCCGCACGAACUGAGUACCAGGCUCCCGAAGAAUCACUUCGGCAGCCCUAGCGGCUCGCACCGAAAGAGUCUGUCCUGCACAUGAACCGUUGAUACGUUGUCGGCGGUUCGAUGUUGAUGUGUUGUUGCUGCUGCUGCGUCCUGUUCCAGGUCCGUUUUUGUCCCCAGUGCAAUCUCUCUCGUGUAUGCCGUACUGUCCAACUUCCGUGGAUCCAUGCCAUG